AUGGCAAAGACUUCUGCUGCACACCAUCCUUCAAGGCAAUCAGCAAUGCGCAUUUCGAAUGCGGGCGACCAGACGAGGCAGAGGCGAAGUCAACAUCGACUGCCCCCCAAGAGGAGUGUUAGCUCUCUUUCUGCAAAACAGCUCGAGAGGAAACGUGCCAACGAUCGAGAAGCACAAAGACUGAUCCGCCAGCGAACAAAGGAUCGUAUCGAUGGCCUCGAACAGGAGAUAUCCGAGUUAAGAAGUGAAAAUGAACGACUCCGCAGAUGCCUAAAGCCGAGAUCACCUCGCGAGGCAGACGUUUUGCAUAGUCGACACAACUUCGAGCCAGGGAACACUUCCUGGAAUCGUUCCAAGGUCAUGAACGUGUCUCGCGGUCGCUUAGCGCCUUUUCAUGAAACUGUCCAAUCCGCUCAGGAGACCUCACAGGAAACCUGCUCGCCUGUAGCACCCGAUUCAUUCACUACAUCUUGUGCCACAGCACCGCUUGAUAUGAAUUCCUCCUUGUAUUAUUGGGGAGCAUCAGCAGCAUGUGCUUCAUCUGACGGGAGUGUUGACGGAGUUCACACUCAAUUCGAAAGAGCACUUCCACCGCCAGUUUACCCUUCUUUCGUACCAUCAUAUCAAGUACAGCAAUCCUCACCAGUUACGCUGCACUGCGUUCUACCUAGUGGACAAAUCCACGUCGUUCCUCCAGAGAGGCAGGUAGACGAUGUCAUCAACCGAAAGGUCUGCAACCAGGCAAGCUGGUCGCUAUGA
Molecule: messenger RNA, 759 nt
Organism: Endocarpon pusillum Z07020
Lineage: Eukaryota; Fungi; Ascomycota; Eurotiomycetes; Verrucariales; Verrucariaceae
Exons: 2
Coding region: 1-759 (252 amino acids)
Biological process (GO): regulation of DNA-templated transcription
Molecular function (GO): DNA-binding transcription factor activity
Source: RefSeq, a predicted model, not a curated record